Messenger RNA from Pseudophryne corroboree (corroboree frog), 4623 nucleotides. RefSeq names its product ral guanine nucleotide dissociation stimulator like 3 (gene RGL3). NCBI's taxonomy places the organism in Eukaryota, Metazoa, Chordata, Amphibia, Anura, Myobatrachidae. The transcript has 18 exons. Gene Ontology annotation, biological process: positive regulation of GTPase activity; Ras protein signal transduction. Gene Ontology annotation, molecular function: guanyl-nucleotide exchange factor activity. Bases 1304 to 3397 code for a protein of 697 amino acids. The record is from RefSeq and is a predicted model, not a curated record. Gene Ontology annotation, cellular component: plasma membrane.
AAACCUCAUUUACCCCCCUCAGUCACAAUUUGCUCUCCCAGAGCUGCCUAUUCCCACAAGAACUCCGUAACCUUGUAGUGAACUUUGUCAUAUCAGCAAAGCACCCUCCUACUUUCACUCAUUCCUUCCCCAAUCCUCCUUUCUUCCCUUCCUCCAUAACUUCAUCUCCCUUCUGUAUCCAGCUCGACAGUCUGCUCUCUCUGCCUUCACGGCCUCAGGAUCCCCUAUACUCUCUGCAGAAUCCCUCACUCCCACUCACUGUCUCCUCUGCUUCUCCCUUUUCCUCCUUCUUCUGCUCCUCUCCCUCCUCCCUACUUCCCUAACCUCUCCCCCCCCCCUCCGUCCCUGCUCUCCUCCCCUCUCUCCCUCUCUGGAGGGCUGGGAUCUAAUCCCUUGAUGAUAUCAGUCUGAGGAUUUCAAAAGAAGGAAACUUUCCACAACAGUCUGUCCACAGAGGAGAGGAGACUGUCAAGGGCAGCAGGCAAAGAAGAAAAAGCCAGAGAGGGGAGGAAUUGCCCUGGCAUAGAGGAGAGGUGGGGGCAAGAAGUGUGGAUGAGACCUGGAUAUAACCAUUUGUUGGAUGGUUGCGAAAGGUGGAACCCAGAAGAUUACAGAGAACUUGGCGGGCACUAGGUAAGAAGAGAAGGAAGACAUUGAGCAGUGGGGAAGAAUAGACAAUUGGUGAUAGAUAAGAGCUAAGAGUAAUGUCAAGUGGGAUACAAAAACCCUGGCAGUAAUCCAGGAUGGUUGCAGAAUCUCUCUGUGUUAUCCAAGGAAUUACAACAGAAGGAACACCUGGAAGCUGUUACAGAUUCGCUCCGGAUUUAUGGGCUAAUUCCAGGAUGAUCUCAGGAUCUGCCGGCGCAAUGUGUGGAAAGAGAGACUGAUCCUUAGCACCACAUAGUCCAAGAUACUGGAGAGGUAUUGGAAGCGGGAAUAUCCGACAAAGGAUAAUUGCCUGGGAUUACUUGAGGAUAACAAGUGUCACCAUCUCCCUUUGGGAAUAUCUGCACAAACACAAAGAAUAUUCUAAAGAAGCGCAGAGAGGACCCUGCGGGAUCCACUUCCCAAACCCUCCUAGUCCCCACCUCUGUCAUUCUGUUUGUGUGGUCUGUCUCUCCCGCUGCCUGUCAUCUGCCACUGUCUCUUCUUUCUCUCUCCUUCACCUGUCUUCUCCCCCCAUUCUUAGUCCUGUUCGUGUCAGGAUGGUUCCACCGGAGCAGGUGAGACUGUGCUCCUGUCCCCUGGGUCUCUCCUUGUGACGUGGAGCCUACAGGGGCAUUGACAAUCCAAAACAACAGAAAUGUCAGACGAGGAGCAGUCCCCUGGAUCCAAACCCGCUCGUGCGAUGGGAAAAGAAAUCACUAUGAAUCCCUUGCAGGAGUGGGGAGAGGAGGUGGAAGAUGGGGGUGUGUAUGGAGUGACCCUGAAAAGAGUGAGAACGGAAAGCCCCUCUGCAGACAUCCCGGCAAACCCAUUGUCUCCUGGCUAUGUCCAUUAUAAGACGUGUAAGGUCCGCAGCAUCCGUGCUGGGACUCUGGAGAAGCUGGUGGAGAACCUCCUGGUGGAAUUCCAGGGCAGCGAUCCUGGGUAUGUGCCCACCUUCCUGAGUACCUACCGUGCCUUUACCUCACCUGAAAAGGUCCUGGAGCUGCUGCUGGACAGGUGUCUGGAAAAAGUCAGUGACAAGGAACCUGUACGCCAUGGAAGCUCGGUUCCAGAGACCGGAACCGUACAGAGGGUGGUCCGUGGCCUCCUCCAGACGUGGUUAGAAAGGCACCCUCAGGACUUCCGUGACUCUCCACGUUGUCUCCAGCUUAUCUCCUCUUACCUAAACCGAGACAGCCGGGAGACCCCCAGCCAGCUGCUUCGCCUCCUCAAAAGCCUAGAAGAUGAGGGGACACAAGACCCCUCAGAGAAGGAGUGGCAACUUAUAACUCGGCCAGCAGAGGGAGACAGUGAGGCCUCUGGGAAUACCAUUACCCUAUUAUCAUACCCGCCCCAGGAUGUGGCAGAGCAGCUUACACUGAUAGAUGUGGAUCUCUUUCAGAAGUUACAGUCCUGCCACUGUCUUGGGAGUAUUUGGUCGCAACGUGACAAGAAGGAAAACAGACAUGUGGCCCCUAGUGUUAGGGCCACUGUUGCCCAGUUCAAUGCAGUGACAGCUUGUGUGACAGCAUCCGUCCUGAGCGACAUCCAGCUGAAACCACAACUGAGAGCAAAAGUGCUGGAGAAGUGGAUUUGUAUAGCACAGUAUUGCAGAUUUCUGCGUAACUUCUCUUCACUCCGAGCCAUUCUGUCAGCCCUUCAGUCGAAUUCCAUCUACCGGCUGAAGCGGACCUGGUCGUCAGUGAGCAGAGACAACCUGAACAUCUUCCAUAAACUAUCCGCCAUCUUCUCUGAUGAUAACAAUCACGAGAUAAGCCGGGAAAUCCUGACAAAGGACGAGAUUCCGCUUCGCAGAACAAACAGUGCUCGCAAUGAGCCACGACCACUUCAGAGGUCGGCUUCACAGGUCCGCUCUACACGACCAGCCCAGGGGACUGUGCCCUACCUUGGGACAUUUCUGACAGAUCUCGUCAUGUUGGACACAGCCCUCCCUGACUACAUAGAGGGUGGGCUGAUAAACUUUGAGAAGAGGCGCAAGGAGUAUGAAGUAUUGGCCAAGAUUCAGAAGCUUCAGCUGACCUGCCGACAUUAUGUCCUGACGCCGAAGCCGGAGAUCUUACAGGCCUUUUAUACCCAUCGGCAGCUGACUGAGGACCAGAGUUACCGGAUUUCUCGUAGCAUUGAGCCCCCUGCGGAUUCCUGCCCCAAUUCCCCUCGUAUCCGCAGGAAACUGACCAAGAGGUUCAGCUCGUUAUUACUGGGCUCGGAAGUAUUUAGUCCCAAGAUGAAUGGUGACAGAGUAUCCCCGUCAGGAUCCUGCAGCAGCUGUGAGAUUGAUGAAGGACUUAUUGCAGCACUGUGCCCUGCGGAGCCGGCCUCAGGCAAACUAACAGAGAGAACAUUGCUGGAACCUUUCAACCUACCCACCACACCACUAAGAGAAGAUGCAGUUGGACCUCUUUCCUCACCCCGCUCCCCAGUUUCCCCCUCCCUACCUGUAUACAACCAGCAGAUUGCUGAUCUCUGUAUUAUCCGUGUCAGCAUGGAGAAUACUCAUGGGAACCUGUAUAAGAGCAUACUGCUCACCAGCCAGGACAAAUCCCGGGUGGUGAUACAGAGGGCGUUACAUAAACAUAACAUAGACCUGUGCGGCCCGGACGACUUCCAGCUGGUGCAGUUAUUAUCAGACGGUAAAGAACUGACCAUCCCGGACACCGCCAAUGUAUACUACGCCAUGAAUACAUCAGCCAACUUUGACUUUGUGCUAAGGAGAAGACGAGUCAGUUGACCUUACAUCCGCCAAGUCCACUAACAUCCAUCUCCACUAUGUGCACUUUCCUGACUUAAUACGCACUGCAAGAUUUUUCUGAAACACCCAAUAAUGACAUUUAUUGACACUGGCAAACAUUAUAAAGUUGCCGGAAACCAUAGCUACCAGUGCUGGAAUCCAUAGCAACCAGACACUUGCUGCCCUUUUCAACUAAACGAUGCAUAGUGGUUGCUAUGGAUACUGCGCCUGUUGCCUGUGCAGCAAGUUUCAUAAACAUCACCCAAAGUGCAAACACCCCAAAUUCAGUAUUAUUCUGUUAAGACGUAUUUAUCUGGAUUUUAGUUUUGCUAGAUAUUUUUAUUUAAAUGAUCUUGGACACAUAUGUUACAAUAGUGGCGACCCAUGAAAAGACAACACAUACAGGGGGAGAUUUACCAAAGCUUGGAGAGAGAUAAUGGGGUCUACGUACUAAGCCUUGGAGAAAAAUACAGUGGAGGGGGAUAAAGUGCCAACCAAUCAGCUGCUGGUAUUUUUCAAACACAGCCUGUAACAUGACAGUUAGGAGCUGAUUGAUUGGUACUUCUCUCUCCAAGCUUUGAUACAACUCCCCCACAUGGAGUACACACGGAGAGCUCUGCUCUGUUCUCUAGGUCAGGAGAGCUAGAGGUGGUGAAAGGACGAUUGCUUUUACUGCUUAUGAUAUUUCAAAGGAUCGACCUGGAUGCGGGUUACGCGGAGCCGGUGUGUGUAGAUUCCUAUCAGGACUGAAUAAAAUAGGGAAGGCACAUCUAGGUAUUAGUAUAUAUAAUAUAUGUAAAUAUAAUGACCAAACGAGACCCCAAAACCACUUUUGAGCCAAGAGGAUGCUUACGGUUAUAGCUGGCUAUAUAUAGUUUAAUAUGAACUAGCUGAUGCCUCCUAGCUGACCUCCCAAUCACCAUAGAGUUACCUUGCACAUCUCCACGUACUGUAUGUGGAGACUCUUUUAUCACGUUGUUUCCCAGUCCCCACUUGAUAUAGGACCACUUGUUUUGUGACCAAAGUGAUUACUAAUGGAUUUCUCGUUAAGAUAUAAGAUCUAACGAGGCUAAUUAUCUUAUUUUCACUCAUUAUGGACCAAAUAACAUGAGCACUAAUAAUGCAAUUAUAAAUAGUUUGACCAAUAAUAUGGCCAACGAUGGGCUUUAAAGUCCAAAUAACGUGACCUCUAAUUACUUGAGCCAUGCAAUAAAAAAUAAUUUUAA